This is a messenger RNA of Folsomia candida, 9595 nucleotides long. RefSeq names its product phenolphthiocerol synthesis polyketide synthase type I Pks15/1-like. The transcript is spliced from 13 exons. Bases 46 to 9465 code for a protein of 3139 amino acids. Lineage: Eukaryota; Metazoa; Arthropoda; Collembola; Entomobryomorpha; Isotomidae. The record is from RefSeq and is a predicted model, not a curated record. Gene Ontology annotation, biological process: fatty acid biosynthetic process. Gene Ontology annotation, molecular function: 3-oxoacyl-[acyl-carrier-protein] synthase activity; fatty acid synthase activity; oxidoreductase activity.
CAAUUGGUCCUUUAUCAGUAAAGAACUGGAACAAAUAAUUUCAUCAUGCUUUUCGGUUGGGUCACAUUUGUGGUCGACAAUGAGGCGGUCCCGAAGGCCUUGGUACUGCUCAACUCAUUGAGAGCGUGUCAUACAUCGGAGAAAAUCGUGGUGAUUUUGGGGAAAUCCAUCUCUCCAGAAAACAUAGGUCGCAUAAGUCAUUACGCUGAUGAUGUUAUCCAACUACACUCUCUAACGGAAUUAGCUAUCUCGCCCGAUGUCGCGGCUCGGAUUCAGUGCUGGAGUUUACCUGGGUUUUCAAAACUCAUUUUUCUGGAUGCUAGCUGUGUCGUCCUUCAAAAUGUUGACAAUUUGUACACCGAGACAAAAUCUGGCCGAGUUGUCCUCUCGAAGAACAACUCUGCUGGAAAUGAAAGCUCAAUACUGGUUUUGGAGCCUUCAUUUCAAUUCUACCAACGUCUCACCACCGAUCUGAAAAGUUCCUUUAAAUCCGGCGACGCGAGUCAAUGGUUUAGUCAAUAUUUGAGCAAAUUACCAAACUGUUCAGAAUUAGAUGCAAAAUAUGGAUUCGAGCUAGGUGAAAAAGAGUCAAAAUCAAUUGGAGAAAUAAGCCUUCCUUCCAUUGCCAUCAUCCGUGACUCUGACAUCAUGAAAGCUUCAGAAGACAACAGUAUUAUCAAGGACAUUCUGCAAUACCGAAAAAUUUUGGAGGACAAUGUUAAGCAUACCUUCGCAUCCAGCAACGCUCACGAAACUCCGAGAGCGCGAGCACAAGGUCCUGAACCGGUUGCAGUUGUCGGGAUAUCAUGUCGUUUCCCUGAGGCAAACUCGAUGGAUGAAUUCUGGGAACUUUUGAUUGAAGGGGGGAACGGCAUCAAGAAAUGUCCCACCAACCGAUGGACCGUUGAGCAAGGAUGCAACGUUGAAGAUCCGGAAAUGCAAUGUGGAUUCUUAAAAUGCCCCAUUGACGAAGUUGAUGCAUCGUUUUUUGGAUUUAAUCCCAUGGAAUUAAAAUAUACAGAUCCUCAACAACGACUCCUCUUGGAAGUGGCACAUGAGGCGUUGGAAGAUGCAGGGAUCAGCGUGAACGAAUUGCACAACCGCCGAAUCGGAGUUUUUACCGGAAGCUGGAAGGACGAUUAUAAAGAACUCAUGAUUGAAAGUGGCUUCAAGGGAACUGAAUUCUUCAGGACGUACAUGGGCAACGCGUACUCUUCAACAUCUGCCCGCUUGUCGCACGUACUCGGCGUAACUGGCCCAAAUAUUGCUACGGAGUCUGGAUGUUCGGCAUCCUUCGCUGCUAUCAGAGAGGCAACAAAUGCUUUACGAUCGGGGGAAGCAGAGAUUUGCAUUGCCUCUGCCGUCAACUUGAUAUUGCAUCCGUUUAAGCAUGAGGACAUGAAGGCCGUAGUUUCACCAGAUUUCCGCUGUAAAACCUUUGACUCCACAGCAAACGGGUUUGCUAGAGCGGAGGGCGUGGCCAGUUUGGUACUCAAACGCUUGUCGGACGCAGUGAGGUCAGGGGAUCGCGUUUAUGGUCUCAUUCGGGGCAUGGGCAUGACACAAGAAGGAACCAGUUCCAGCAUGGGCACCCCAACAGUCGAUACUGAAGCUUUAGCCAUGUCACUCGCACUUGAAGAGGCGCACGUUGCCCCGGCCGAAGUUGACUAUGUUGAGGCUCAUGGGACUGGAACGGUCGUAGGAGAUCCUAUUGAGGUUAACGCCAUCACCAAAGCGUACGCACAACCUCGGCAGAACCCGCUUUUAAUUGGGGCAGUGAAAACUAAUAUCGGACAUGCAGAGGCAGCCGCAGGAAUGGCGUCCAUCAUCAAAACCCUUCUGGCCUUCAAGCAUGAGAUGCUUCCACCCCACCGGAAUGUGACCACUUUUAAUCCAAACAUUGACUUUACCCGCAUCCCAGCCACUGUCCCGCUUAAACCGACCCCAUGGAAAAAAUCUUCAAACCGGAAACGAAUCGCGGGAAUUUCAAACUUUGGCAUUUCUGGAGGCGACACCCAUAUGAUUUUGGAGGAACCACCAGCAAUCCCACCGAAACGAAGUAUUUUCAGUUUCUCGAGCCCGUCCAAAAAUAUUGUUACUCUUUCUGCGAAAACGAAAGAAGCUCUCAAUACAUGCCUCGAACGUCUCGAAGCUACUCUUCAUUCCAAUCCGUCUCUGACUUUGGACGACGUCGCGUACACGCUCAACAUUGGAAGAUCACACUACAAGCACCGAGUGGCCUUGAUUGUUCCGGACGCUGGCUCAAUUUCUGCCGCUAUCACAAAAAAAUCUUACCUGGAGUCGCCAAUAAAUUGGAAUUCUAACAAGGUUACAAGAAUAGGUUUCAUGUUCCCAGGUCAAGGCACCCAGUACGCCGGGAUGGGUCAAGAAUUAUGCAAAUUAUCACCUAUUUUCCGCCAUCAUUUUGAUCACUGUACUAAAGUUCUAAAACAAGAGCAUAAUUUUGAUCUGAAAUCUGCAAUCUGGACAACACCAAACUUAGACCCUGCCAUCGUUUCUCAAGUCGCCAUAUUCGUCUUUGAAUACGCAAUGUGUCAACUCUGGGCGGCAUGGGGUGUCAAACCGGACGUUGUGGUGGGACACAGUUUAGGGGAAUUUGUCGCUGCCGUCAUUGCUGGAGUCAUGACUUUAGAAGAUUCUCUAAAAUUGGUAGUAAAUCGAUGCCGUUUAGUCGAUUCUUUGCCGCAGGGUGGCAUGGCCGUUGUUGGAAAGGACGAAAAUACGACAGUGGACCUCCUUAAGAGCUUUCAGUCCUCUUCAGGACACCAACUGGACAUUGCAGCUGUUAACUCAAACACACAAACCGUCGUGUCGGGAAGCGACAAGGAUAUCAAUGACUUCAUUACCCACGUGAAAGCCUUGAACAUCACUGCCAUCAAGCUUAAUUCCACCGUGGCUUUCCAUUCUCGAUGCUUGGAACCAAUUCUAGCCAAGUUCAAAGCGAUUGCUGACACCGUAACGUACUCGAAACCAACGUGCACUUUUAUUUCUUCCUCGACCGGGCAGGAGCACACCGACUUUGGUGCUUCCUAUUGGGUUAAUCAAACCCGAAACUCGGUGCAAUUUAAGAAAUGCUGCUCACCGUUUGCAGAAUGUGGAGAUGUUUUCAUUGACGUGGGUGCACAUCCGAUUCUAAUCCCACUUCUGCAAACAAACGUUGCCCAAACCCCAAAACCGAAAUGUCUUCCAUCCAUCAAUCGAACAUCUCCACCUUGGGACACUUUGACAACUUCUUUAGCUACUUUAUACACGCUGGGAGUGGACGUGAACUGGACAGAUUUUCAUAGUUUUCUACCCGGAGAGAAAGUUGCACUGCCGCAUUAUCCAUUCCAACGGAAAAAGUAUUGGUUCAAUGUUGAAGAUGAAGGAUCCUCAAACACGUCGGCGAGAGGGGGCAAGAAGGAAUUUCCUUUGAUUGGCUGGAACAUUCAGACACCUUUGGACACAGUCAUUUACAUCAAUUCCCUCAGUCUUAAGACAGUGCCAUACGUUGCGGAUCACAAGGUUGGUGAACAUGCCGUCUACCCGGGAGCCGCAUACGUCGAAAUGUUCUUCGAGGCCGCAACCAAACUGGGAUUUCCGGCUGUCGUGCGUAACAUCCGGUUCCGAGCACCGCUUGUCCUAAGUGAAGAAGGUGCCCAGGAGACGCACACCAUCAUAUGCCGAGAAACUGGGAAAGCGCAAAUAUUCUGUCGUCCUUCCAACAUGGCCGCUUGGGUCUGCCAUGCUGAAGCCGAAUUAAGUGCAGAGCUGCCACCUGCCGUACCGAAACAGUCAUCAUCUUCCAUUUUCGACAACAUACAGGCGAGAGACAAUAAGACCACGUUGUACGAUCGCCUCAAGACCUUGGGCUAUAACUUUGACACUCAAUUUCAAACCAUUCAAAAAGUCUCAGAAGGGGCUAAUGGAGAAUUUCUGAUUGAAAUCGAAGUGCCAGUAUCGGAUAAGGACGGUCACAUUUGUCAUCCGAUCGUCAUUGAUGCCGUAAUGCAAUCCUUUGUCGUUACAUGCACCGACGACUUCAACUCUCUUCAUCUGCCUUCUGCCAUUGCUCACUUCGAAAUCCUCUCAAGUCCGGAGGGACCCUUGAAAUAUGUUCACAUUACCCCUAGCGUGGUUUACCUUCUGGACUCUAAACUCGGCGUGGUAGCUGUCAUGCGAGGCAUGGAAACGAUGCGUUCAACGUUUGAAAACAUUCAAAAAGCGCUUGAUGGUGGAUCUGAAGUGAAAACCACACCUCUGUUUGAAGAACAAUGGAUUUCUGCCCCCACAACGGCGUCAUCCUUGAAGCAAUUCUCAUCACUGGUGAAGCAGGACGACAUCAUUCGACCUGAACGGGUGACUGACACGGCAGAAAUUUUAGCCUUGAAUCAAGGAAUUGGAAAAGGAAUCAUGUCAUCCCUGAAGGGAUUAGGGUGGGAUUCUUUAAAGGUUGGAGCUACCAUUGACGCAGAUAUUGUCAUCCAGCAAUUUGGCCUGAUUACGGCAUCACCAUCGCACAAAAUUGUUCAUCGCUUGAUGGAAAUUCUAACGGAAGAAGGAUAUCUUCAAGCCCAUGGAAAUUUUUUCAAAAUUCUGAAAGCCCUACCUUCUGUAGAAUCACUGCUCAAGGAUAUCGACUCUUGCCGAAAAACAAGCCACAACCUCUUGAAAGAAUGGGAAUUGAGCGAUCUGUACUUGGCAAAUUUAGUUCCCAUUCUAAAAGGGAAAGUCAACGCUUUGGAGCUUCUCUUUCCCGCGGCGGGAUCCAAUACUUCUGCCGAAACGUUUUACGUGGAAGCUGAAUCCUCGAAACAAAUUAACGCCACGCUUCAUGCCACGUUCACCGCGCUGUUUGAAAAGGCCUCAUCCGCAUGGGAUUCAUCGCAUCAGAAAGAAAUCCACAUUUUAGAAAUCGGUGCUGGUACCGGAAGUGCGACAUCCGUUGUGCUCCCUCUACUGACGAAAUUUGAAAUUCCUUUCACCUACACCUACACGGAUAUCUCUUCCGCCUACUUUCUCAAAGCGGACGCAAAGUUUGCUCGCUGGAAGGAGUCCCUCAUUUUUAAAACCUUUAACGUUGAAGAGCCCCCAGAAGCGCAAGGCUUCCCUCCAAACUAUUACCAUCUCGUGGUAGCAUCCAACGUACUUCACGCCACGGUUGACCUCACACAAACUAUGACGCACACGAGACAACUUCUCAGGAAGUGGGGUUUGCUCGUCCUCGCUGAAACGUUCACGCCUCAAAGACAUUACGACAUCACGGUGGGUCACUUGGAUGGUUAUUGGCGUUACAAGGAUAUCGAUCUUCGACCAAAUCAUUGCACCGUUACGGAAAACACGUGGCAUAAAACGCUGGAUAAAACCAACUUCCGGGUUGUUACAUCAACUGCAGUGUACAAUGGGGGAUUGGGAGUCAUCUGUGCAGAGGCAAACGAGGAGAGUCGAAUCGUAGAAACAUCUCAGAUAUCGAAAUGGAUUGUAUUCUCGGAUGGGUCAGAAUUGGCGAAGGAUAUUUCAAACAGGUUAAAAUUCCAGGGAAGAACUCCCAUUACAGUUCUGAGUGGAUCAAGUUAUGCCGAUGUGGACGCUACUUCAAUCCAAAUUAAACCCGGGGACAGAGAAGACAUUAAGAAGGUAUUUACUCAAGCGAACAAGCUGGAGGGCGUGAUUUACAUGUGGGGCUUGCUCGACCGCCUUGACAUUGCCGAUAUUUGGCGAUCCUAUCUCUUCACGAUUCAACAACUGGCGUCAAAGUUUCCUCACGACGCCCCAAAACUUGCCGUGAUCACCCGUGGCUUGUUUCACGUCACUGACCAAACGCCAGUAUUCCCAGCUGCUGCCACACUUUCAGGAAUCACGAGAUCAUUUCUCACCGAAUAUCCACACUUUUCUGCCAAAGUCAUCGACUUGGAUGGUGACGCGAUGAACAGCAUAAGCAACACAGCUGACAUUCUAACUUCACAAAUUUGGUCACCCAUCAAAGGAUCAGGAAAAGAAGCACUUGUCGCAGUCCGAGGCAACCUGCUACACUACGGCCGACUUCGGCAACUGAGAAAAGGCCACACUUUCUCCAAACUUUCACUUCCAAAACAAACCGCGUUCUGUCUCGACAUGCCAAAAACCAAUUCAAUUUCCGAUCUCAAAUUCAAAUCUUUCAAUCCCGCAGCCCUUCAAGGUGACGAGGUCGAAGUCAAGAUACGUGCCAUUGGUCUCAACUUCAGAGAUGUGUUCCUAGUUUUCCGAGCAUUCGAUCAAAAAUCGGUCGCUCUUGGAAGCGAUGUUGCCGGUGUGGUAACAAAAGUUGGAAACGCGGUUACAAAAGUGAAAGUCGGUGACGCCGUGUUUGGAGCGAGGAGUUCACAAACACCUUUCCCAAGCAUUGCGACGAUGCGAGAAGACGAACUGCUGCAUAUUCCAGAUCACGUGACAUUUGAGGAAGCCGUCACUUAUCCGGUCGCUUUCUCCUCUGCGUACUACGGCCUCGUGAUGCUCGCUGGAAUGAAAAAGGGCGACAACGUUCUCAUCCACACUGCCACUGGAGCUGUCGGCCUUCGAGCAAUUGCUCUUGCCAAUGAAAAGGGAGCCAACGUUUAUGCAACUGCUGGAAGUCGUAGAAAGCGCGCUUAUCUUAAGAAUAUUGGGAUCCCAUCAGAUCACAUUUUCAAUUCUCGAGACACCUCGUUCGAACAAAAAAUUCUAGCUCUCGGCAAAGGUUCCCCAAUAAUCGAUAUUGUCCUCAACUCCGUGACGGGACCUGGUUUCAAGGAGGCGUCACUUGCUGUUUGUAGAAAAUCUGCCAAAUUUGUAGAACUCAGUGUUAUGAAUGUCUGGACGAAUGAAGAAGUAAAGGAGUUGAGACCUGAUGUGACCUACUUCAAACUGGAUCUCAGUGAGUCGGCCUAUUUGUCCGAGAUUUGGGGAACUAUUCUUGCCGAGUUGAAUAAGACGAUUUCAAACAAAAAUGUUAAACCGAUGCCAAUUACGCAUUUUCAAGCGGAAUAUGUUCGAGAUGCGCUAACUUUCCUGCAGAAGGCAAAACACGUUGGGAAAAUUGUGUGCAGCUUCCCUAUCACCGAUGGAGCAAAGGAAUCGCCAUUAUUUAACGAGAGAAGCUUGUACUUAUUGGCUGGAGGUUUGGGAGGCAUCGGUCUCAAGGUGGCGGAGUGGAUGGUUUCCCACGGUGCCAAGCAUAUUGUUCUGACGAGCAGGAGUGCACCGUCUCAAGAGGCUACGAUGACCAUGGAGAAGCUUAACUCUACUCAAGGAGCUAAUGUAUUUUCUGAAAAACUAGAUGUUUCCAGCUACCAGGAAGUAUCCAGUCUUCUCCAGAAACUAGCGGCUCGACCAAACCUACCCAUUCUUCGAGGAGUCAUGAAUCUCGCAGGUGCACUUAGCGACGGCCCGAUCUUGGAACAAACUGAAGGAAAGUACAAUGUAGUUCUUCAAUCUAAAGUGGAUGGUUCUUGGAAUCUUCACCUGCUAACGAGGAAUCUGCCACUGGAGCAUUUUGUUCUAUUUUCGUCCUUCGCUGCCGUGGUGGGAACACCAGGACAGAGCAAUCAUGCUGCCGCUAAUUCCUUCGAAGAUGCUUUGGCCGCAUUCCGACAUAAUUCAGGACUUCCUGCGACCUCCAUAAAUUGGGGACAGUGGGGUGAAGCCGGUGUGGUUGUAGGCCAUAAGAUUCACGGAUACACGCCUAUGCCCACGUCCGCUUGUUUAGCUUCUCUUCAAACCGUGAUGACGACACAUUUACCCCACGUGAUUGCACUAGAUGGAAAUCAUGCCGUGUGGAAAAGUCUAUUUCCAUGGACGGAGGCGUACUUUAAACCUCUUUACGAUGCCACAAAAGCAGCGGGACCAUCCAAAAAGAUUGAGAAAGGUGGUCCCGACACAUUUUGGCGAGAAAUGUCCGAGGCGCCUACUGACGACGCGGUCUCAUUGGUUGUUUCCAAUCAAAUUCGAUGCGUCCUUGCCUCCCUCUUGGACCAACCGCCCGAGGAUAUCGCCAACGACCAAGAACUUGGCCUCGAUUCCCUUAUGAAUAUCGAACUGCGCAAUUCUCUCCAGUUUUUGGUUGGUCCAACCGUCACCGUUCCAAGUACAUUAUCAUCCUGCGCCAAUCUGGACGAAUUAACAGCAACAAUUGUGGAGCUCACUAAAGGGAAACAGGGAAGUCAAACCACUAUCGACAAAUCUAACGAGUCUUUUGCUACCGUUGUAAAGGAAGAGGUUGAUUUAGCGGUCACUGCCAUUACGGGCACACCAACGCCACCAAACACAACACCGGAUAAACCUGCCUCGCAAAUCCAGACUUGCCUUUUGACCGGAAUAACAGGGAAUCUUGGUCCGUACGUUCUGCAACAGUUAACACAACGCCCAACAAUUACUCGAGUCACAUGUCUCGUUCAAGCCGAAAAUGACGACGCCGCUACACAACGCGCCGUUAAACAUCUCUCUCAUUUGCAAGUUUUGGAUAAAAUCGACAUGUCGAAAGUCACCAUUAUUGCUGGGACUCUAUCUCGAAGCAGUUUCGGCCUCUCCAAUUCAGCAUAUUCAUCCCUUGCGUCCUCAGUCGACGCCGUAUUCAACAUUGCUGCUGCCACAUCUCACGUUGAAUCUUAUCCUCGCCGAGGUGAAACUGAGACAAAUUCACUUCGUCAAGUCAACGUCCUCGGAGUGCGAGAAGUGGUUACUUUCGCAACUACAACAAAGUCAAAAUACAUUUUCCAUGCUUCCUCCUUGGCCACCGUGAUGAACUCGGCUAAAAGUGCGUCCGGAUCAGACAUAUUGCAGGAGGGAUGGACCCCUAAUCAGGAAUUUGACAAUGCACCCAAUUUCGGGUAUAUUGUGUCAAAAUUCGUGGGUGAGAAGGUAAUCGAAGGAGUGCUUCGUGAGAUAAAACUACCCGUCAAGGUGUUCAGGUUCCCACUCGUGUGCGGUUGUUCGACAUCAGGACAACAGGAAGUCUUGAAGAACAAUUUUUUCAUGAAAUAUUUGUACUACUUCAAAUCCGGCCUCAUGCCAAAGGACGACAUUCCCAUCCCACUUCUUCCCGUGGAUCAUUGCGCUGCGAUCUCGUUGGCUGUAUUUUUCUCGGAUAAAGCUCCAUCCGACGUGUACAACAUUGUGAAUCCUUCCGUCCCUUCGGAAGUGGAGCUGGUCAGGCUCGGAGCAAAGUUGGGGCAUCCGAUAAAGCAGGUUGAUUACGACCAAUGGGCGAAACACAUGAAGGAGGAUAAGACCUGUCUCCUCGGCGCAUUAAAGCAUUUCUACACUGACCCCCAAAGAUAUCCAAAACUGAAGAGUGAAAUGAAAAUGUUGGACGGAUGGAGGGCUAAUAAGACUUCUUACUAUCAUAGCAACAAGGUCGAGAAGUAUCUUCCGAAUUUGAAACAAAUUGUUGAAGAUCCAAUGAUCACGCUACAACGGGAUAUGGAGUAUGCACUCAAACAAGUCAAUUAAACUGAAAAUAAAUUAAAUCUAUGAAAUUAUACUGGUGAGCAUAUAUAUUCGGGACAUCAAAUUGGUUUGCAAAAAUGUCAUUAUUUUAAUUCAAGGAAUAAAUAAAAUAUAAAAUAAACAAUUAAAUUGA